AUGUCCAUAAUCCAAUCUGCUGGAAAAGGCGUCACCCAGGUUGUUGAACGAUGCGAAGCAGCCAAAGAAUCUGGUUUUUUAGAUCUCUCUUCUUGCCAACUGAUGUAUAUGGCUGAUGCAGUGUAUAUGCUUAUAAAGGGUCAUGAAAUCACUAGAAUCAGCAUCCAGGACAAUUCCAUGAAAAAGUUCCCGAAGAAAUUAGUGAUCAAGUUUCCAACUGCCACUAUCCUCAAUAUGGCGAACAACGAAAUCACCGAACUCCCUGAAGAAAUCUCCUCGUGGACCAGUCUCAAAGGCCUGAACGCCGCAAAAAACUCGAUGACGAAGUUUCCAGAAGCAAUUCUACCAUUGAAGAAUUUGAUUCACCUUGAUCUGAAUGGGAAUGAUAUAAAUGAAAUCGAAGUGGUACUUCUAUACUCGUCACUUCCAAAUCUAAUCAAAUUAAAUUUGGCGGGGAAUGUGAAUCUGAAAGAAGAGUAA
Caenorhabditis briggsae is the source of this 480-nucleotide messenger RNA. Lineage: Eukaryota; Metazoa; Nematoda; Chromadorea; Rhabditida; Rhabditidae. Gene Ontology annotation, molecular function: protein binding. The record is from RefSeq and is a predicted model, not a curated record. The transcript is spliced from 6 exons. The coding region runs from base 1 to 480 and encodes 159 amino acids.